UCAAAACGACCUCCGGAGUCCUGACCACUCCCCACCUUCCAAAAACCUUUCUUUCAAAUUUCAAACCCCUCAUUUCAUCACACUCUCCACAUUCACCUCUUUUUUUUCUUCUUUUUUGUCUAAUCAUUCAUGGAGCUCCCGCCCGGCGAUCACACCGUGAUUCAACAACCUUCACCUUCAUCAGAACAGCGUCGUGUUGGUUUAGUCUACGAUGAACGGAUGUGUAAUCAUUCAACACCCCACGACGAUCUCCAUCCCGAAAACCCUAACCGAAUUCGAGCCAUUUGGAACAAACUUCAGUCUACUGGCAUUACACGCAGAUGUGUGAUAUUUGAUGCAAAAGAAGUGGAAGAUAAAUAUAUAGCUGCUGUUCAUACCAACAACCACAUUAAGUUGAUCAAAGGAAUAAGCUCUGAAAAGGUUCCCUUAAUAAGAAGAAACAAAAUGGCUGAAAAGUUUAAUUCUAUAUAUUUCAAUGAAGGUUCGUCUGAAUCCGCUUAUCUUGCUGCUGGUUCCGUUCUCGAGGCUGCUGAGAAAGUUGCGAAAGGGGAAUUAAAUUCUGCCUUUGCUAUUGUUAGACCUCCUGGACAUCAUGCUGAAAGAGAUAAACCGAUGGGGUUCUGUCUUUUUAAUAACGUGGCUAUUGCGACAAGAUUUCUUCUAAACCAAAAAGAGCUGGGUAUUCGGAAGGUGUUGAUUGUUGAUUGGGACGUCCAUCACGGAAAUGGGACUCAAAAUAUGUUUUGGAAAGACUCCCAAGUGCUGUUCUUCUCUGUUCACAGGCAUGAGUUUGGGGGUUUUUAUCCUGUUGGUGAUGACGGAUCACACUUCAUGAUGGGCGAGGGGCCGGGUUUAGGGUAUAAUAUAAAUGUUCCGUGGGAGAAUGGUCGAUGUGGAGAUGCAGAUUAUAUUGCAGUUUGGGACCAUAUACUGAUCCCAGUUGCAAGAGAAUUUAAGCCUGAUAUCGUCAUAAUUUCAGCAGGAUUUGAUGCAGCCAUUGGUGAUCCUCUUGGAGGCUGCUGUAUCUCACCAAAUGGUUAUGCUAUAAUGUUGAAGAAGCUCAUGGAGUUUAGCAGCGGAAAGAUUAUAAUGGCAUUGGAAGGAGGAUACAAUCUUGAAUCCUUAGCGAAUUCAGUAUUAGCUUGUGUGGAAGUAUUGCUGGAAGACAAACCUGUUGAUAAGUCCAUCGAGGUUUAUCCAUUUGAAUCCUCAUGGAGAGUGAUUAAAGCGGUUCGUGAGGAAUUGAGUGCCUUUUGGCCAAUACUCGCAGAGAAGUUACCUGAGAAGUUAGCCAGUAAAGUAACAACCCAACUUCAGGUAUAUAGCUCAGAGUCAGAGGACGAAUAUGAGGUCAUCCCAAAUACUUUAUCAGAGGAGGAUGUUACAAUACCACUUUCAAAACUGAAACUUAGUGAAAAGACCAAUGGUGCAGUUUCGUCUGCUUCUUCUCAAGCUUGGAGGUCAGAGUUAUCGAAAACUGAUGUUUGGUAUGCCUCUUUUGGAUCAAACAUGAGUGAGCCAAGAUUUCGCUGUUAUAUAGAAGGUGGCCAGGCGGAAGGCAUGAAAAGGCCAUGUAGAGGGGCUGUGGACAAGAGGCAGCCGAAAGGGGUCAUUUGGAAGACCGUACCUCACCGUUUAUUCUUUGGCCGAGAAAGUACUGUUACCUGGGGUCUUGGAGGGGUUGCUUUCCUAAACCCUGAAAGUAAUGAUCAAGAGAAAACAUUCAUGUGCCUCUAUAAGAUCACUCUUGAGCAGUUCAAUGAUGUUCUGUUUCAAGAGAAUCAAGGUGCCGAUACAGGUUCUCCUUUUUUCGACCUUGAUGCUUUAGAUACUGUUGAACAUAAAAAGAAUAUUUCUUUGAAGCCUCUUAAGAAUGGUUGGUACCAUAAUGUUCUUUACUUGGGGAAGGAAAAUGAUAUUCCAAUUCUAACAAUGACGUGCACUGGUGCUCAUGUUGAAGGAUUUAAAUCCGGGAAGACACCGAUUCGUGCACCGGCUAAAGAGUACGCAGACACCUUGAUUAGGGGGCUUGUACAGGGAAAACAACUGUCAGAAGCUGAAGCAGUCGCUUAUAUACAGGAAGCCUGCACUAAACCAUUAUGAUUGAAGUUGAAACCUUCAUGUGUAUAUUCCUUGGGAGUAGUUGAUUGAACAACCUGUCCUAGUAAUCUUUUUUUCAACUAAGAUUCAUGCUUCCGACUUGUGGGGUCGAAUGGUACUAGUUUUUAACUCUGAAACUGAUGGGAGUUUAGGAUUCUUUUGGGUGAAGAUUUAUGUGUAUAAUGUGUUCUUACCAGUUAUGGUGUCACAAGAAAGCUGGUUAAAUAGUUAAGAUCCUUGUAAUCGGUUCAUCCACUUUCUAACUAUUUUAUGUGUCAAUCAGUCGAUGGGUGAAAAUGUUAAAUUUCCUUCAA
This is a messenger RNA of Erigeron canadensis, 2414 nucleotides long. Its product is annotated as histone deacetylase 5. The record is from RefSeq and is a predicted model, not a curated record. The transcript has 13 exons. NCBI's taxonomy places the organism in Eukaryota, Viridiplantae, Streptophyta, Magnoliopsida, Asterales, Asteraceae. Gene Ontology annotation, biological process: chromatin organization. Gene Ontology annotation, cellular component: histone deacetylase complex. Gene Ontology annotation, molecular function: histone deacetylase activity. The coding region runs from base 130 to 2103 and encodes 657 amino acids.